Anopheles merus is the source of this 2201-nucleotide messenger RNA. RefSeq lists its product as uncharacterized. The record is from RefSeq and is a predicted model, not a curated record. The transcript is spliced from 4 exons. NCBI's taxonomy places the organism in Eukaryota, Metazoa, Arthropoda, Insecta, Diptera, Culicidae. The coding region runs from base 289 to 1560 and encodes 423 amino acids.
UCAAAUUUUAGAACACAGUUGAUUUGAUUCAAGCCAGCUUGAAAUGCUGAAUUGUCGUUUCAUUGUAUGAAUCUGUUUGGGUUUUCAACCCCGAGAAUUGAACUAUACGAUUGUAUAAACGCUUGGACGAAGUGAUGAACUGGUUCCUUGACAGAAGAAGCUGAAGAAAAAAAAAAUCAUUGUGGAACGCCCAUGUUUUGGUAAACUAGCAGGAGGUCCGCAAAAGAAAAAAAAGAUGUUAUCGAAAAAUAUCCGAAAAACUGGAACUUUAUACAAAAAAGGGAUAAGAUGCACGCAGCAUUCUUCAAUGCACAGGAUGAAACAUCAGAUACUGCGCCUAUCGCUUGUACAGAUAUCGAAAAUAGUACGGCAGAUUUAGAUGUUGCAAUGGAGCGUGAAGAAGACAUGAAUGACGAAGAGGAAUCAGAUCAGGAAACAUCAUCAAUACAUGACACUGAUAAAAUGGAUUUUUCCAAUAUGUCGUUGGAAGAUUGCAUAAAAUUUUAUGCUUUGUCAACAAAUCAGUCACACAUCGCAAUCAAUCUGCUGUCUAAUAUAUUAUCAGCUAACCUGGGACGAAGCCUACCAAAAUCUGCUCGAACUCUUCUGAAGACCAGGAGGAAUAAUGACGAUGUUCACAACAUUCCCGGAGGCCAAUUAUGGUAUUACGGUGUUGCUCAAAACAGUAGAAACUACUACAGGUCUAGUGUACCAAAUAUAACAACGUUAUCCAUCAACAUUUCGAUUGAUGGAUUACCAUUGUACAAAAGUAGUAGAACACAGUUUUGGCCCAUAUUGAUGGAUAUUGUGGAACUAGAAAAUGCUCCAGUUAUGACUAUGGGUAUAUUUUGUGGUCAAAGCAAACCAACAAACGUGCAGGACUAUUUGAGAAAGUUGGUGGAUGAGCUAAAAGAUAUCCUGAUAAAUGGCAUUUUGAUCAAUUCUGCUCAAAUCAAAAUCAAUUUGCGUGCCAUUAUUGCGGAUGCACCUGCUCGAGCAUUUAUUAAGGGAUGUGCAUAUUUUAAUGCUACUCAUGGAUGUAUGAAGUGUACCUGUGAAGGAGAGUUUAGUCCCCUUUCAAAUACAACGACUUUUAAAAGCAUCAAUGCCCCUCUUCGUACUGAUAAAGAAUUUCGAGCCGGAGCUUACCCAGAUCAUGUGAAAGUAAUCUCUCCUCUUUUAGAAAUACCCGACAUCGAUAUAAUAAGAGAUGUCAUAAUUUCAGAAUCCCUACAUUUGUUUUACUUAGGUAUAUUGAAAAGACUUUUAUUUGGAUGGAGAGAUGGCAAGUUAGGGAAAUUUUACAAAUGGUCUGGUAUGCAAUGCGAUAGUGUAUCAGAGCACCUAGUAGGUAUAGAAUUGCCAUCGGAAAUACAUAGAAGGUUUAGACGAUUAGAUGAGUUAAAAAAUUGGAAAGGUACUGAGCUAGCAUCAUUUUUACACUACGCUGGAUUGGUGGUUUUGAAGGUACUUCCAUCUGAAGCUUACGAACAUUUUCUGCUACUGUUUUGUGCAGUUACGAUGCUCUCAUCUAAUGAAUUUAAAAAAAUUGGCACGUAGCUGGUAAAAUGUUGGAAACAUUUGUCAUCCAGUAUGGACAAAUAUAUGGCGAACAAUAUCUUACUAGUAACGUACAUAAUUUGCUGCACGUUUUGGAUGAAGUGCGACAUUUUGGACCACUUCCUUCACUUUCCGCUUUUCGAUAUGAAAACAAAUUACAAUUUAUAAAAAAAUCUCUUCGUGGAACCAAUAGACCUUUAGCUCAGGCCGCCAAUAGAAAUAUUGAACUUCAAAUUUUUUUUACGAUUGCUAAUAAUACAGUACCAUCUUACCCAUUAACUAAGAAUAACAAAACAAACGAUUUAUUUAUAACUUCUGGAUUCCUCUUGCAAAACAACAAUCGAAAUGGUUGGUUCUUAACUUUAGACAAGCAAAUAAUUCGUUACCAUUCUUUUGAUUCCGAUUCUGAAACAGAGAUUAGAAUUGAAGGUUUUGUUUUGCCAGGCAAUACAGACUAUUUUCAGUAUCCCAUAAAAUCUAAUCAUCUAUACGAUUUUCGGGGAAACCGGCGCGACUUAAGAAAAACAUCUUCUAUGUUUAAGUUAAGUGAUAUUAAAUGCAAGCUAGCUGCUGUAACAACAAAUGAUGGCGAUGAACAUGUUUUUGUACCUUUAUUGCAUACGUUACGAUGAGUACGAAGU